This is a messenger RNA of Xylaria bambusicola, 1608 nucleotides long. RefSeq lists its product as uncharacterized. The transcript is spliced from 4 exons. The record is from RefSeq and is a predicted model, not a curated record. Lineage: Eukaryota; Fungi; Ascomycota; Sordariomycetes; Xylariales; Xylariaceae. The coding region runs from base 276 to 1433 and encodes 385 amino acids.
GAAGGAGCCGGCAGCAAAGUCGGAGAAGCUAGUGAUCUGAGAUUAUGUGACUUCUCAAAAGACAAUAACACUGCGUAUAGGACGCAAACUGCGAGACCGUGGAAGGGCAUAUUACGCAAACCCCAAGCCUUGACCUAUUACUUGGUUGGCGGCUGGUGCCAAGGGUGUUCAGCUACGUAAGGGAUGAAGUGCUGCCUGCAUGCAUUAUUACCCCGCUUGACCCUUCAGAGCCUGUCAUUAUGCUUGUGUGGAAUUGACUCAUAGUGAUUGUUGCAAUGGGCUUCCAGGAGAGCGAGAACGAAAAUGAAAAUAACGGCGGCUUGCUGCAUGGGACUGAGCGCUGUAACGGUCUUUUUGAAGCUCUUUUGGCCAAAUUUCCUAGCCGCCAAGGGAAUGAAUACGAGGUCACGCUGGAUUCUCACCGGCGCUUUCAAGCCUGGAUACCGCGGCUCCAUGAAAGCCUCACAUACAUGGUUGGCGAUAAGGGCGUUUUGAUCCGGCAACUCAUCAAUUCAAUUGAGGCCAACCUUCAUUGUAUUCUUGAGAUAAGGAGCCACAAGACAGACCAAGGCACCCGGCACGGAGCAAUGGAAGUACUUGCUAAUGACAUUCUGAGUACCGUCUCGAACUCAGUCGCUCGGCUCGAGGACUAUACCACGGCGGUAGGGCGGGAGUUUGAACAAGAUGGCUAUAGCCAACGCCGCGCACCUCCGAUCAUCUACGACUCCCUAGUUAUACGGGGGCUAAUCCUCAGUCGAUUUCCCAGGCUGAGCGAGUCGAUUCUAAGGCUGUUAGAGAGGUCAGUAGUGGCAAGAAGGGAAGCUUUGUUAUCCCUCAGAAAUGUAAGAUCAGCACCGGGCCGAGGAUUCGAGGCCGUUGAGGAUCAAGACUCAUCUGAGACUGAGUCUCUGUCCUCGGUGCAAUCCGAAUCAUGGAUCAAUUAUCCAUAUCCUGCUCCACCCGAAGGGGAUGGUGAUGCACAAACAAAGCGCUGUGAUUGGUGCUACAACGAGUUGGAGGUUUCUAAGUUGAAGAACAUCGCAUGGUGGCGGAAACAUUUUCUAGGAGAUCUACAGCCCUAUGUCUGCCUUGCUGGCUGUGAGCACCCGCGAAUGCUUUUUUCGAAGUUCGAUGAGUGGCAAGACCACAUGGACUUUUUUCACGAUGAGGAUUGGAUCAAGAAUCUACAGCAACUUGAUCAAUCGCGCUGUGAUGCCACUACUUUCUCCUCCGGGGGGCAAGAAUUUGAUACCUCAUAUGAGCUACAAACGCAUAAAAAUGUUGUGCAGGGAGGAGAAGCAUUUUGGACCCAAGAAGACUUCAUACUGAACAGAAGUGUGGAAACUUCAUCUAUUGGACUUGCUACUUGUCCAUUGUGUCAUCAGCAUAUUUUAAUAGAUGGCUCUAUCAGAGGAAAGUUUCGUUGCAGAUAAACCCACGACUAUACCAGUGCCAAUCUCCCUCGAAGGCCCAACCUCCCAAGAACUAGAGAUAAGAGAAAUACUUGUUAGGCAUAUUGCUAAUGAUCUCAAAGACAUAGCUUUCCUAUCUCUGAAAGACAUCGACGGUGAGACUCUACGUGGCGGGUCUUCCAAUUCUAUGGAUGGC